Periophthalmus magnuspinnatus is the source of this 4082-nucleotide messenger RNA. It is a transcript of the gene slc40a1, whose product is annotated as solute carrier family 40 member 1. The transcript has 8 exons. The record is from RefSeq and is a predicted model, not a curated record. Gene Ontology annotation, biological process: iron ion transmembrane transport. The coding region runs from base 325 to 2058 and encodes 577 amino acids. Gene Ontology annotation, molecular function: iron ion transmembrane transporter activity; peptide hormone binding. NCBI's taxonomy places the organism in Eukaryota, Metazoa, Chordata, Actinopteri, Gobiiformes, Gobiidae. Gene Ontology annotation, cellular component: basolateral plasma membrane.
GGAGACGCACAGAGACGCACAGAGACGCACAGAGCAUCUGGAUGGUCGCUCUCAGCCUUUCCCCGGCGUCUAAAUAACCUGUAGUCUUUUAUUUUUAUUUCUUUCCAACUUCAGCUACAGUGUUAGCUAAGUUUGGAGAGGAGGAAACAGAGGAUUCGCGCGUUUUCUUUGGUUUUGUUGUGUUUUUUCUCGUGUUGUCGUUUGCAGGAUCAGGGUCUGGCAGCGCUGCUCGACCCCCUUCUAUUACAAAAGAGGAGAGAUAACCCAGAAACAAGAAGAAAAAGCACCUUUAACCUAGAUAUUUCAGGAUAUUUCGGAUCUAAAAUGGAUAACACGGGCCCAAAGAAGACUUGCUGUGAAGCUGUCCUGGACUUCUUUACCUCAGCCAAAUUCCUGAUUUACAUGGGGCAUGCACUGUCAACAUGGGGCGACCGCAUGUGGAACUUUGCCGUGGCCGUGUUCUUGGUGGAGCUGUAUGGAAACAGUCUGUUGCUCACAGCGGUCUAUGGGCUCGUGGUGGCCGGUUCUGUCCUGCUUCUUGGGGCCAUUAUCGGGGACUGGGUCGACAGGAAUCCAAGACUUAAAGUGGCCCAGACUUCGCUCAUUGUCCAGAACAGUUGUGUGAUCGCGUGUGGGGUCCUCCUCAUGGUCGUGUUUCAGUUCAAAGAGCAGCUCAGUGUCAUGUACAAUGGAUGGAUUCUGACCACCUGCUACAUCUUGGUCAUCACCAUCGCUAACAUCGCUAACCUGGCUAGCACGGCCAUGUCCAUCACCAUUCAAAGGGACUGGGUGGUGGUAGUGGCUGGGCAGGAUAGCAGCAAGUUAGCUGACAUGAACGCCACUGUCCGGAUCAUUGACCAGCUGACCAACAUCCUGGCCCCGAUGCUGGUGGGGCAGGUGAUGGCGUUUGGGUCGCACUUCAUCGGCUGUGGCUUCAUCUCGGGGUGGAAUCUGGUGUCUAUGUGUGUGGAGUACGCUUUGCUCUGGAAGGUCUAUCAGAAAACCCCCGCUUUGGCGACCAAGGCCGGACAGAAAAACCCGCAACAGCAAGAACUCAAGGACCUCAGCCCUGUCAGAGAGCUGGAGAAUGGUCAGAGCCCAGAGGAAUCAUCUCAACCCCUCAUGACCGAGUCUGCAGCAAACAGGCCCGAAUCUCCACGGAAACGCGGGUGCUGUUACCAAGUCACCGAGCCUCUGCGCACCCUAAAAGCCGGCUGGAUCUCCUACUACAACCAAAACAUCUUCUUUGCCGGCAUGUCCCUGGCCUUCCUGUACAUGACUGUCCUCGGGUUUGACUGCAUCACCACGGGAUACGCCUACACCCAGGGCUUAAACGGGUCCGUGCUGAGUUUGCUCAUGGGCGCUUCGGCAAUUUCGGGAAUCUGCGGCACCGUGGCCUUCACCUGGAUUCGGAAAAAGUGCGGUCUGAUCCGAACCGGGUUCAUUUCGGGCGUGGCUCAGCUGUCCUGUCUGAUGCUGUGUGUGGUGUCGGUAUUUUCGCCCGGGAGUCCGUUCGAUCUGACCGUUUCGCCUUUUGAAGAUCUCUACACUCAUCUGGUGGGGGAGAAGGCGUUGCCCGAAGCCGAUCAUAGUUUGACGGGACUCGUGAGCGGCGUCAAUGCUACUGCCACGACGACAGCUGCGAGUAUGACCACAUCUGCGGAGGAAUUGCCCCCCCUGCAGUCCUACCUGUCUGUGAGCCUGCUGUUUGCUGGGGUCAUCGCUGCUAGAAUGGGCCUGUGGUCCUUCGACUUGACCGUGACUCAGCUCAUUCAGGAAAACGUGAUGGAGUCGGAGCGCGGUGUCAUCAACGGCGUCCAAAACUCCAUGAACUACCUUCUGGAUCUUCUCCACUUCAUCAUGGUGAUUUUAGCCCCUAACCCCGAAGCCUUCGGCCUCCUCGUCAUCAUCUCCGUCUCCUUCGUAGCGAUGGGUCACAUGAUGUACUUUCGGUUUGCGUUUAAAAGUCUCGGUAGUCGCCUGUUCCUCUGUUGUUCGCCCGAGCAGAAAGUUGAAAAUGUGGAAAGUCCGUCCUCGAUAACUGCCGCCACUGUCUAAAUCUAAAAGAGACUCAAUUCUAGUUACACUGUUUUUAUAAACGUACUUCUUCAAACUUUGCCUCGCUAUCACAACUAACAGCUUUAUCGUAGAGCAACUUAAACUACGCACAUUAUGUAGAAAAAUGUGUAUAAAAAGCCCUUUUUUUAAACUGUCCAUGGGUUUGAGGUUGAUGGAAUGAAAUGGACCUUUGCCACAGCGAUUAACAAUUAACAAAACAAAACAUUAUAUCUUAGGAAUGGUCAACCGUCCUCAAAAUGGCGCCGUACAACAGGAAGUCAUUGUUUCAGAACGAUAAAGAGUGAAGAAUUUGAACGGUUGCCAUAGCAAUUAAGUCCUCAAAAUGGCGUUCGUACCAGGAAAAAAGUGAUUAUUAUUAUUGCACUGGUUGUAGUCGGAUAUUGACAAAAAUCUAAACAGUCACAUUCAGUAUGACAUAACUGAUUGGCAGUCGCCGUAGUUGCCCUUGGGCAGACUACAUUCAGGUGUGGCUGCUGUUCUGUUCUUCUUUGUUGUAACUUUUGUACAGAGAAGUAAAGUGUCUUGCCAGAGAACACAACAAAAGUACAAAUGGUUUAGUUCAAAAGGGGAUAAUGUUUCGGUCGACCAUCUAAUUUGUUUAUAAAAUCAGGCUUAAGCGCUCUCUUCCUGAGGAACAAACACAUUCACGGGUCACUUUUGGUGUGAUUAUGAAACGUUUUGAGGACUUUUUCCCGUACAAAAGAUAAAGCGUUUAGUUUUAAAUUGCUAAUCGCUGUGGCAGUGGUUCUAAUCCCUAUGAUCCUGAAACCUGUGGAUAGUUUAGGACGUGCUUCAGCUUUGUAGAGUACUUCUUAUUUCUGGAUAGCACCAACCAAGUUUAACUAUUAAAACCAAGAUAAGUCCCAGUUUCCAUUUUGUAAACUUGACGUUAUGUAGUGUAGGGCUGUGCAAAGUGAUUACAGCUUUUACUCUAAUAAUCAGUUGAACAAUUUAAUGAUAUUGUGAAUCGUUUAGCCUCACAAACCCUGAAGAAAAACUCCAAAUUAUGACAUAAGUUAUUGGCUGUUCAGUUUGAUUUCUAUAAGGUUUUUUGCUGAGUUACACUAAAAUGAAUAAAUAUUUAAAGAUCAGACAGUGGACAGGAGCUGAAAACAUGUUUAAAACGACACAAAUAAAACAAAAACUUCACCGGAGACACUUCUGUGUUUAGAAAGAAAUGUUUGUGUCUCAAUGCUAACGCUAAUGCUAAUUUUGAGGCUUAAUAAAUAUUAAAACGACACCACAAACUGAAAAAUUCUACUUAUAAAAUAAUUAGGUAGUUUUUAUUUGAAUUAUUUUUAUUUUAAUAGAUGUUUAUUUUUUCGUGUUUUGAUAAAAGUGAUUGUUAGCUUUAGACGCAGUGAGCUAGCUAGCGUGCUGCUGUGUACGGAGUUUAAAUAAUGACAGUUUCAGUUAUAACCCAAAUAAUCCAAAUUAUUUCAGUCCUUGUAGUUCAUAUUUAUCAUAGUUUUAGAUAAUGUAAGGGUUUUUUAUUUUACUGAAGUGAAAUUAGCAGUAAUUUGAGUUUAAAGUUCAGUUUUGUUGGUGCUAUCUGCGGUCUAACUUUACCCGUCUGUCUGUAGUUUUGCGUCUAUGUCUUGCUUCUUUUUAACACUUACAUUGGUUGCAGUUCUCAUUUAUUUAACUAGGAUUUAGUCUCUCCAAAAUGCACAUAAACAGGACAGUUGUAUUUAUUCAGGUGAAAUGUUUUUAUUGUUCGAUCAGUAUUGUGUGUGAGGAGUGCUCGGUCCAGACUAUGCACCGUUACCAAAGUUUAAAAGUCCAUACGCGUGGCAUUCAAGGGGCGUGAGGGAAACUAAGCAUUCCAAAUGUAUAUUUUUAAAAACAUCAGGUGACACAAAUGAGAAGUGUUCAUGCGACGGUCCCGUGGAAAUAUCGGAAAAAAAACAACAAAAAACUGCUUUUCCAAGUUGAGAAAUGGAAUAGAAACCGUCUUUAGAUACAAGUACAGUCCUGUAUGUUCACAACGGCGGGUUUUUAAA